CAUUGGGGGAGGUUGAGAUGACGGCAGGGUAGGAGAGUUGAUGAGAAGAGGGAGGAAGGGAAGUAGGAGGCGACUGAACAGGCCGUACAGACAGAAAGGCGCAUCGAGGAAGACACCUAUGUCAAGCUGCAAUAGUCAAGGUUCCUUACAGUUAACUGACAGAGUGGAAAACACAGAGUGUUAAAUAGGGAGAGUGGUAUGACAGGGAUUUGAGCAACAGAGGUAUGGUAUACUGUAGAUCAGAUGGAUCCAAAAUGACGCAUCUCAGUGUAGCUGACGACUGAGCUGGUCUGGGGAUUGGAUUGGGAUCAACUCGGCCUGAACUCGACCUCCGGUUUAGAACCAGUCUCAUUGACCACCUGGCAGAUCAUCAGCGACCUACGACCUAACGCUCUGUUGGGAAUCUACACAAAUCGUGCCGACAGCGAUGGAGGUGUCUAUGCAGCUGUAUGUGUUGCUGCUGAGUGGAGCGGUCCUCCUGUCACUCAUCCUGUUGACUGGCCUGUGUCUUCGCUGCAGAAGACACAACCUGCCUACGUCCAUUCAGCAGCGUUACAGUGAGGAUUACACUCAGCACACCCCAGGAUUCGGCUUGGCCCACCCACCAUACAACCCCUCUUCAUCCACAAGCUGGGGUGCUCCCCCUUCCAGCCUCCUUUCACCCAUUUCACCACAGAUCGUUCUGAGACCGAACUCUGUCACCCCAACUGAAAAUGGUGAGAUGUCUCGCUCUUCCUCUACAUCAAAUGUGUAUUUUCUCCACUUGUUUUCCUUCUUUCGCCACUAUCUCUAUAACGUCACAGUUCAGUUCCUUCUUAAUGGUUAGCUUUUUCUUGCAGAGAGUAAUGACGGCUAUGAGAGUCCAGGAGAAGGUAAUGUGAGCGUUAUAUCCUACCAUGUUCAAUAACACUGAUCCCCUCAAACAUAUGUACACAGUAACUGCUGAAGAAGUUUAGACAAUGUGCACAUGGCUCCUUAGGUGAAACAAAAUAUGUUUUUAUUGUCACACACCAAUUAGGUGCAGUGAAAUGUAUUAUUUUACAUGGUCAACCAUAUGGCACCCCUGGAGCUAGGGUUAAAGUGCCUUGCUCAAGGGCACAACAACACAUUUUUCACCUCGUUGGCUUGGAUGUUUGAACCAGCAAUGCUCUAACCGCUAGGCUACUGUACCUGCCUACUUGUGACUUACUCACAUUCAUUCAGACAUUUGGACAUUAAACCAUUCAUGCAAUGCCUUUGGAAAGUAUUCGGACCCCUUGACUUUUUCCACAUUUUGUUAGU
Oncorhynchus mykiss (rainbow trout) is the source of this 1281-nucleotide messenger RNA. The record is from RefSeq and is a predicted model, not a curated record. NCBI's taxonomy places the organism in Eukaryota, Metazoa, Chordata, Actinopteri, Salmoniformes, Salmonidae.